Molecule: messenger RNA, 1728 nt
Organism: Pistacia vera
Lineage: Eukaryota; Viridiplantae; Streptophyta; Magnoliopsida; Sapindales; Anacardiaceae
Exons: 4
Coding region: 69-1379 (436 amino acids)
Source: RefSeq, a predicted model, not a curated record
UAUUUAAAUUCAAGCACUCUCCUUCUUCCUCUUCGAACAAAAAGUUUUCUGCCUUCAUCAUCGUCGGCAUGGGGGACGAGUACGAAAACUCAACGCGUGAAGUUUUGAUACCGCCCAACAACAAGUUCACGAGGAGCAUCUCGCAUGCGCAGGACGAGUUGCACAGUUUCAGAUCAUAUCUCCGAUGGAUGUGCGUGGACCAAUCGAAUUUGUGGAGGGCGUGUCUUUCGUGGUUCGUGUUUCUGCUUUUCGCCAUUGUUGUUCCCGCGUUUUCGCAUUUUUUCUUGGCUUGUGGGACGUGUGACGCCCACCACGACCGGCCCUUUGACGGGGUGGUUCAGGUGUCACUGAGCAGCGUGGCCGCGCUCUCGUUCAUUUGUUUAUCUGGGUUUGUUAAGAAGUUUGGGCUCAGACGGUUCUUGUUCUUUGAUAAGCUAUGUGAUGAAAGCGAGACUGUAAGGAGAGGAUACACAGAACAGCUCAAUAGAUCAUUGAAGAUCCUCUCCUAUUUUGUCCUCCCUUGCUUUGUUGUGGAGACUGCAUACAAGAUAUGGUGGUAUGCUUCCGGUGCCUCACAGAUUCCCUUUUUGGGCAAUGUUUACCUCAGCGAUAGCAUUGCAUGCAUAAUGGAGCUCUGCUCUUGGCUCUAUCGUACUACUGUCAUAUUCCUCGUAUGUGUUCUCUUCCGUUUGAUAUGCCACCUUCAGAUCCUACGGCUCCAGGAUUUUGCUCAAGUUUUCCAGACGGAGUCUGAUGUGGGGUCUGUACUGUCUGAGCAUCUUAGGAUCAGGAGGCAUUUGAGGAUCAUUAGCCAUCGAUAUCGUGUGUUCAUAUUGUGGUCCUUGAUCUUAGUCACAGGGAGCCAGUUUGCCUCAUUGCUUAUCACAACAAAGUCAAGUUCUACUGUGGACAUGUACAGGGCUGGAGAACUUGCGCUGUGCUCCAUAACCCUUGUCACUGCACUCCUUAUAUUAUUGCGAAGUGCAUCAAAAAUUACACACAAGGCACAGGCUAUCACAUGUCUUGCUGCUAAGUGGCAUGUUUGUGCCACGCUAGAUUCAUUUGAUUUAAAUGACAGUGAAACUCUUAUGGGUGCUGGUGCGGGCCAAGCCGAUCAUGGGAGUGGCCAUGGGGGAUCAGAUGCUGAUGAUCUUGGUGAUGAAGAAGAUGACUUGGACAACACAAACCUCAUCCCAUCUUAUGCAUAUAGCACCAUUUCAUUCCAGAAGAGACAAGCUCUAGUGAAUUACUUUGAAAACAACAGAGCAGGGAUUACGCUAUACGGGUUCAUGUUAGAUAGGAGCACACUUCACACCAUUUUCGGUAUCGAAAUGUCUCUUGUUCUAUGGUUGCUUGGAAAGACUGUUGGUAUUUCUUGAGAAUUUUUUUUUUUUCCAAUCCAUUUCUUGUUUGAUAUCAUUCUUGGUCUUUAGGAUUGAUUGCUUUAGACCAUAUUAUAUGUAGAGUCAAAAAGAGAGAAGGUUGGAGAGCGAUCUUGUAAAGGCUUCAUAUCCAUUCAAUUUUUCUGUUCUUUUAUCAUUUUUUUUUCUGUCUCCUUUCUUCUUUUGUUUAUUCUUUUUAAGCCUUGUUUUGUGUAACAUUCCAUCGGUUUCUUGUAUAUUUGGAGUUGUUAUUAGCGAUCAAUACCAUUGUUCUUUGUCUUCUUUUUGGAAAACUCUUUGCCUAAAUUUCAGAUGAAUUAUAGAGCUUCUUCAUUUAACUUGAUAA